Rhizoctonia solani is the source of this 687-nucleotide messenger RNA. Its product is annotated as Transposon Tf2-1 polyprotein. Bases 1 to 687 code for a protein of 228 amino acids. The transcript has a single exon. The record is from RefSeq and is a predicted model, not a curated record. Lineage: Eukaryota; Fungi; Basidiomycota; Agaricomycetes; Cantharellales; Ceratobasidiaceae.
AUGUCAUGGUUAAAAAAGCACAACCCCCAAAUUUCAUGGGAAAAGCAUACACUUGUUUUUAACUCCCUAUACUGCUCCAACAACUGUCUGACCAUGCCCACUGUCUUGGAACUUAAAGCAGUGAAGGAAAUACCAGUCCCUUACCAAGAAUUUUCUAAAGUCUUUUUGGAAGAAGAGUUGUCCAAACUACUGCCACAUUGUCCAUAUGAAAUUGCCAUUGAAUUGCUCCCAGAUGCAAAACCCCAACAUGGCCCCAUAUAUAGUCUAGGCCCAAGGGAAGAUGCAGAGCUUAGAGAAACUAUUGAGAAGCAGCUUAAGGCAGGAUUGAUUCAACCCUCCAAGUUCCCUAUGGCCUCUCCCAUUCUAUUUGUCAAAAUGAAGAAUGGGAAAUUACAAAUGUGUGUAGAUUAUUGGUGCCUAAAUAGUAUGACCAAGAAAAACAUCUACCCUUUACUGUUACCUCAAAACCUUAUCAAAAAAUUACAAGACGCUAAGAUCUUUAAUAAAUUUGAUCUCAAGGCCAGGUAUAACUUAGUAAGGAUUAAAGAAGGCAAUGGGUGGAAAACCACUUUCAAGACAAAAUAUGGGUUAUUUGAGUACUUGGUCAUGCCUUUUGGUUUGACAAAUGCACCAGCUGCUUUUCAGGAUAUGAUGAAUGAGAUAUUCCAGGAUCUCCUGGAUGUUUAG